This is a messenger RNA of Anolis sagrei ordinatus, 657 nucleotides long. Lineage: Eukaryota; Metazoa; Chordata; Lepidosauria; Squamata; Anolidae. The record is from RefSeq and is a predicted model, not a curated record.
CGCGUGGGAGACCCGGAAGCUCUGUGUUGUUCCUCCUGAUUGUUGCUCCGCUUCCAUUUCGCUUUGUCCGUCCACAUGGAGAGUUCUUUGUAUAAGCCGCUACCUCAAGAAACGGUGACACAUCUUAACAUUCAGCCUGAAGGCUCGAAGGAGGCUGAGGCCUUUGUGAAAACCUUCCUGAAGCGGAGUUUGCCCGGAAAGAGUGAUGAAGCCAUCGAAGAGCACCUGACCUACAAAGCCGUGGUCCUGGAGCAUUUCCACAAGCGGAGGAAGAGGCAGAAGAAGAAGAGAGGAAAAGGGCUGUCUGCCAAAGAGAGGAGGGAGAUGCGCCUCUUUGAGAUCAAACCGGAGCAACAGAAGUAUGAGAUAUUUGUCCCAUUGCACGAAUUAUGGAAGCAGUACAUCAGAGACCUCUGCAACGGACUCCGGCCUGAUGCGCAGCCACAGAUGAUUCAAACAAAACUGCUAAAAGCUGAUCUCCACGGCGCUCUCGUUACAGUCACGAAAUCCAAGUGUCCCUCCUAUGUCGGCAUCACGGGUUUCAUCGUGCAGGAAAUGAAGCACGUUUUCAAAAUCAUCACAAAAGAAGACAAACUGAAAAGUGAGCAUAGAAAACUCUUAGUUGGAACCUGUUUCUUCACAGUAUUACAUCCAUGA